Molecule: messenger RNA, 2932 nt
Organism: Liolophura sinensis
Lineage: Eukaryota; Metazoa; Mollusca; Polyplacophora; Chitonida; Chitonidae
Product: mitogen-activated protein kinase kinase kinase 13-like
Biological process (GO): protein autophosphorylation
Cellular component (GO): cytoplasm
Molecular function (GO): MAP kinase kinase kinase activity; ATP binding
Source: RefSeq, a predicted model, not a curated record
GUGAUUCUAUCGAAAUUUUGCUAUAGUAUGGAGCGGCACCAGCUCUUCUGCUUUCCUCGUAACAAGUGGCAUUCCGUGGAAACCCUUCAUGGCGGACGUGCGCAACAGCCAAACUAACAGCUCAAAGGGAAGGAUUUACGAAGCUUUUCAUGAAAUCACGCCUGAUUUGUCUACAACUGUAUACAGAAUUCAAGAUGUAGAAGAUGACAGAUAGAAGAAGCUCUCCUCCUGGAAGAUUGCCCUCCAUUGAUGGUCAGGGCUUGGCAGGCUUUUCUUUUCUUCUCCAGACUUUAUCUUGGUAUUCCCAGCAGAUGAUGAUACAACUGUGACCACGACAACAAAACAAGAUGACGCUAGAACGCAAUCUUCAGCCUGAUUAUCAAGCGGGUCAAAUGGCGACGACAAAAACGGCAUCGUCGUCAGGGUGCAAGUCCACAGCGGCAGCGACGACCAAAAGUGCCCCGGUAAUGAGCAUGAGUGCGAUCGAGCUGACGAUACCGAAAAAGGAUGAGCCGAUCAACAGUCGAAACAGUCCUAGUACGCUCAAUGUUCUCACUACCAGCUCAGACUUUGAGUUCUCGAACAGCAUGCUGAGACUGGAGCACGACCUUGAACACUUCAGUGUCUCGUCACAGGAGAAAACGUCCUCUUCUUCACCCUCAAACUCACCUCACUCUGCCCCCGUGUCCCCGAUCCAUGACCCAACCUCCAGCGUUGAUGUCUCGUAUCGGGAAGGUAGCCAGCGAGGGUUCUUUGAGGGACUUCUAGGGUGCUUACGACCCGUUUGGACUAUCCUAGGAAAAGCUGCUGCUGCUGAACUCAAGCAACAAGAUGACUGGGAGAUUCUCUUUGAGAGUAUAACAGACCUUCAGUGGUUGGGCAGCGGGGCACAAGGCGCCGUGUUCCUUGGGAAACUUUACGGGGAAGAAGUGGCUGUAAAGAAGGUCCGUGACGUCAAGGAAACAGAAAUCAAAAAUCUACGCAAACUUCGACAUCCCAACAUCAUCUCAUUCAAGGGCGUGUGCACUCAAGCGCCAUGUUAUUGUAUCGUCAUGGAAUACUGUCCUUAUGGACAGUUGUAUGAGAUUCUACGAGAUGGAAAAGAAAUCCCACCCGCAUUAAUACUCGAUUGGUCAAAACAGAUAGCCAGUGGAAUGAACUACCUCCAUUCAAAUAAAAUUAUUCAUCGAGAUUUAAAGUCGCCAAAUGUAUUAGUCGCUAAAAAUGACGUAGUAAAAAUAUCUGACUUUGGGACAAGUCGAGAGUGGAAUGAGAAGAGUACAAAGAUGUCAUUUGCAGGAACUGUAGCAUGGAUGGCUCCAGAAGUCAUUCGAAAUGAGCCUUGUUCUGAAAAGGUUGACAUUUGGUCAUACGGUGUGGUGCUGUGGGAACUGCUUACGGGAGAGAUCCCUUACCGGGAUGUUGACUCAUCAGCUAUCAUCUGGGGGGUGGGGAAUAACAGUCUCCACCUGCCUGUCCCCUCAACCUGCCCCGAGGGGUUCAAACUUCUUAUGAGGCAAUGCUGGAGCGCAAAGACCCGAAACCGUCCGUCUUACCGUCAGAUCCUCAUGCACCUGGAGAUUGCCUCCCCUGAACUGUUGAUCUACUCUCAGGAAGACUUCUACGAGGCUCAGGCAACAUGGAAAGAGGAGGUGAUAGACCAGUUACAAAAGAUCCGUAGCGAGGGGUCGCACAUGCCUCAUGAGGAGGAGCUGAUACGUCGUAGGAAGGAGGAGCUUAGGCAUGCCCAAGACGUACGAGAACACUAUGAGAGGAAGCUUGAGCGAGCGAAUAACCUCUACAUGGAGCUGACUUCCUGUAUGCUGCAGCUGGAGAAACGGGAAAGGGAGCUAAUUAAACGAGAACAGCAUUUGGCUUUCACUAAGCGAAGAAAAAGUCUUCUUCGACCUGUCAUCAAGGCUCAAGAGCGAUUGGACAGAACGUGGAAAAAACGUGCUCAUAAGUCUGGUUCCGAACCUAACAGCCCUGAGCAGCAGCCCCAGCAACCUCAUUCAACGACGAUGGAGAGCAGUUUGACAACAAGCUCAGAACAUGCGCUGCCCUCCCCUACCAAGGUGCGCAUGAGGAAAAACAGACAUCGUAGAAACAGUAGUCGAGGGUCAAAUGUCCUCGCCAACUCCAGCCCUGCCAAGAGCCCGUCACGAGAACCAGCACCUAGUGAUGCCCAGCCAACAGAUUUAGGCCCUGUGACGCACUCUGCAGGGGAGACGGCAUCGAUGCAGUUCCUGGGGCCUGGUAUGGCAGUGCGGGAUAAUGAAACGUUGCCGGAGAGGCUCGGUUCCCACUUAGAACACCAUGUGUAUCACGUCACGGGGAAAAAUCUUAACGACGUCUGUUUUGGGUGUGAUGGUGGCUGCAGCGAUACAACGUGCAGCAGCAAGCGCUCGAGUCGCGCAAGCGCUGAUGUGGAAAGUAAUGCUUGUGACUCGCCGUGUAGAAGCCCGCUACGCAGCUUUAAAGACACGCUGGGCAUGAUAGAAAACACAACCAAUGAGAACCAAUCAAAAGACUUGACGUGUGAAAAGGACUCAAACGAGAAUCUAAGUUGCCCUAUGAGUGGCUAUGAACUGAGAACUGUGCUAGAAACGGCAGAGACUGAGGACCAAUCAAAUCCCCAGCCCACCACAAGUCAAUUCUUCUGUAAUAAGCCUCUUAAACGGACGAUCAGUGACCCGCUGGAACCUGCCAAUUGGAAGAAAGGACCGUCGGUGAAGCGUCAGCGUUGAGUCAGGUGCUGAAAGCGUCACAGAACCUGUUCAUAGGCAUCGCACUAAGCACUCGGAAGAUUCCUGGUCUGAAGAAGAAGCCGACAUUGAAAGUGACGAAGAUCACCGCCAAAGCACCCGCCGAAGAAAUCGACAGUCGUGUUCGACUCUCAGCUCAGAGGGCAUUUUCUCUGAGGAGGAAGGGA